GGCCGCUGUGCCGGUGCCCGCGCCUCACCCCGCACGGGCGGGCGCCGCGCUUCCCUCUCCGUUCCCCCUCUCUGUUUCCCCCCAGCCUGGUGGAGAGGCUCUGGCGGGAGAAGGGGCAGGGGGCGGCCGGCUGCUCGGCCCCAAGCGGCCCUCUCCUAAUAAAGCGAUGGGGUCUGGGCCGCGGCGCCGCGCUCCCCGCGCCCUAUAAAUAGGCUCCGUGCGCGGCCCCCCGGCUCCGGCCGGCGCGGCUCUGCAGGCGGCGCGGCGCAGCGCAGCGAGCACGGCGGGGCCGCCACUGCCGCCGCCAGCAGAGCCCCGGCCCCGGCGCCCCAGCAAGAUGCCCCGGGUAGACGCAGACCUCAAACUGGACUUUAAAGAUGUCCUGCUCAGACCUAAAAGAAGCAGCCUCAAAAGCAGAUCAGAGGUCGACCUCACGCGCACCUUCACCUUCCGCAACUCCAAGCAGACAUACACAGGAAUUCCUAUUAUAGUGGCAAACAUGGACACUGUGGGGACAUUUGAAAUGGCUGUGGUUAUGGCGAAACAUGCAAUGUUCACUGCAAUUCACAAGCAUUAUUCUUUGGAAGAAUGGAAACUGUUUGCUGCCAAUCACCCAGAAUGCCUUGAGCAUGUAGCAGCAAGCUCAGGUAGUGGAAAAGCUGAUUUGGACAAGUUAAAAAGUAUUCUGGAGGCCAUUCCACCUCUCAGAUACAUCUGCCUGGAUGUGGCAAAUGGCUAUUCAGAGCACUUCGUGGAGUUUGUGAAGUCUGUUCGUGCCCUGUUCCCACAUCACACCAUCAUGGCAGGCAAUGUGGUGACAGGAGAGAUGGUAGAAGAACUUAUUCUUUCUGGAGCAGAUAUUAUUAAAGUGGGUAUCGGACCAGGUUCUGUGUGUACCACUCGGAUUAAGACGGGGGUGGGCUAUCCACAGCUAAGUGCUGUUAUUGAGUGUGCAGACUCAGCACAUGGCUUGAAAGGACAUAUCAUCUCUGACGGAGGAUGCAGCUGCCCAGGAGAUGUCGCCAAAGCGUUUGGAGCUGGUGCUGAUUUUGUUAUGCUUGGAGGAAUGUUUGCAGGCCAUGACCAGUGUGCUGGAGAGAUUAUGGAGAAGAAUGGCAAGAAGGUGAAACUCUUCUAUGGAAUGAGCUCUGAUACAGCCAUGAAGAAGCAUGCAGGAGGCGUUGCUGAGUACAGGGCUUCGGAGGGCAGAACUGUGGAGGUACCGUACAGAGGGGACGUGGAACUCACCAUCCUGGACAUCCUCGGAGGGCUGCGCUCCACCUGCACCUAUGUGGGAGCUGCCAAACUCAAGGAACUGAGCAGGAGAACGACGUUUAUCCGGGUCACCCAGCAGCACAGCCAGGUCUUCUCUUAGCCCAGGACUGGGGGGCUGAGAGCGAGGGGUGGGGGCGAGGAGCAGGAAGGGCUGCUGGUUUUUGCUUUCUCCUCCAUACUGCGUUAGUGGCAAACUCUCCUCUCUCAGGACGGCGUGAGGGCCUGUGGCUGAGAUCUGGAAGAGGAAGGUUGUGCUAUUAACACAGCGCUGUUGGUUCAAAAUGCAACAGCCUCAUGUUUCAUUGUUGUGCCUUUUUUAUUUUUUAAUCAACAUUUCUUCACCUGUUUUCCCCCCCUCUGAUAAAUAGCCGCUGAACCUCAAUUAACAAGGAACUGGCUUGCAGACAUGGCUGUUACUCCUGCAUACAUACAUGCAUCCCCUUUUCUAAGGGUGGCCUGCUAGCUGCCACUGCUUCUGGCAGCGCCCCCUCCAGAAAUUACAGGCUGGGAGAGAAAAAUGUGCAAGCAAUUGCAUGGAGAAAUCAAAAAUCAAAUUCUCUUUAUCUUUGUUCUGGCAAAAGAAUGGAUGUUUGUGGCACGGCUGCCAGCCUGCAGAGCGCCAGAGGUGGAUGGUGCAUGAGGCCUGGCUGCUGGUGGCUGGGAUGAGAAACACGCCGGAUCUCUCACUCUCAGUUCACAGGGCUGGUACUGCCAUUCUUACUUCAAUCUCCCUAUCCAAGGGGGGACUUCCCUUUUCAGAGCAGCCGGCACUGAAUGUAGCAAACCCGUGCUGUCCCCCUACCCCCAUCUGUGGGGAUCAUUCAGGAGAAAACAUCUCAGCGCUUGCCUGCUUAUCCGUGCAUGCAGUUACUGAAUUCCCUGGGUUCCUGCUUUUGCCUGCUCUCUGUGAACAGAUCUCUUAAGACACUGAAACUCAGCAACAGUAACCCCACCAAGGAGGGGUUUCUCUGCAGCCCUCUCUGUCCCCUUUCCUGUUGAUACCCAUUUAGCAAACAUGUAAAAAUGCUGUGCUGUGCGUUGUCUGUGGCCAGGUGGAUGAGGCCGGAGGGAUCAGAUUCACUUUUGGUCAUUUGGUACCGCUCCUUGGCAGUCUCUGACACCAUGAAAAGCGGAAGAGCGCUUUGGCAGAGUAGCCUGAUUGCAGGAGGCUGGUAGGCAGAGAUGGAGUUAAAGCAUUUGCUCUAAAGGCAGUAAUGAAUGUUUAAGACUCUGGGUAACACUUUAAUAAAGUGUAAUGUCCCACUAAUUAAUUGUUAAAUCACAAUGAAAUUUCUUUGGAAAUACACAUUGCAUCCAUGUGAAUACCACACUAGCUCGUUACGAUAAAUGAUGGGAAAGUGAGCACCAAUGAAUUAAUAAUGCUUGGCCACUUACUUUAAAGUGCUGCUCGGAUUGUAAUACAGCUGAUGGUACUCCAGUACUUCAGACUCUUGCUUUCUCCUCCUGUAGACAUCUGUGGAAAGAGGCAGGCUUCCUUUGGAAAGGAAAGGAGUGAUCUGUAGAAAGAGGAAUAGCAAAGAGAAACUCUAGAAUUAAACUCAUAUGCUGGACUGCUCAAAAAGCCAUGCACAAGGAUUGGUACAACUGACCACAGUGAAGAGCAAAUCAAGGCCAUAAGCUGAUCCCUGGGGAUUCUGCAGUGGGUUGUGCACAUUAGAAAAAGCACAGAAUAUCUCCUAAAUACCCUGGGUUUUUACAUGUCUUCCACCUAACAUGUAGGACGUAAUUCUUGUGGUGUAACUCCUUCCUCUGCUUCGGAGGUGAAUAAGGGCCUUAACGUGAGCACAGGUUAUGCCUGUGCUGGCUUUAAGGACCGUCUGUCCUGCCCACAUAUUGUAAAGGAACCUGAACGUGGAGGGGAAGCAGGCCCUGUGUCGUGAAGGACCUGAUCUCCGUUCCCUCCAGCCUGGGAGCAUCACGUUCAGAAGAUGCCAGGCUUCUUUCCCACAACCCCCACCGUGUGCCACAUACUGCGCUUCCCUGCGCUUCCCAGGGUACAGGCAGUACUGCUGCUGUGAUCAGCACGGCUCUGGGUGGUCACUGUUCCUUUAUUCACAUGCUGGGAAGGGCGGGGGACGAAGGCAAAGGAACACCUCCGUCAGGAGUGGGGUUGGACCAUCGCGGCGCAGGCCUGACCACAGGUGUGUCUCCAUGCUCGUGCCUUCAUGCGUGGGAAGGGCAGCGGCCUGCUGGUCUCACGCCCACUCCCGCUAGCGCUUUUCUACUUUUUUUAGCUACAUUUCUAAAUGGAAUUUAAGAAACAUAUACAUAUAUAUAUAUAUAUAUAUUUGUAAACAUUUUUUUAAAAGAUCGCACGCACACUGAACAGAGCAGCUUCAUGACAUGCCUUCGGAAUAGUUUCUUUUCCAAAGGGCAGGUGCUGGGGCGAGGGGAGGCUGCCUGUCCGCAGGUGUGGUGAGCGUGGCCACUCUUGCACCCGCUUUCCUUCCCCUUCCGCACGUACCUCUGACCGACCAGUGACUAGUAGGAAAGGACGGGGAUAGGCUAAUGGUGAGUUGUCCCCCUGAGUUCUCUAGGCUGUGAAUGACAUUGACACGAAGAAUAGUUACCGAUUAAGCUUUGACUUAGGGCAUUUGGUUUUCUAGAUAGUGGCUUUUACUAUCAUUUUGAUAAGCAGCAUGUUUCCUUUCUAUUUAAUUUUCUCCUUGUCUCUGAAAGCGAACAGGAGAGAGAAAUGGGCUGCAGAAGGGCAGCACUGGUGGCAUGUCUGCAUCUCACCCAGCGUUGUGAGUUUUGUUCAGGGAUAACCCUCAACUAUGUCAGUGCUCACCACUGACACUGUCUAGCUCUCAGGCAGGCAGGAAAAUGGAAAAAAGAGGAGUUUGAGCCCUCCUUUAAUACCCAGCCCCGUGCUGUAGUAGUUGCCCUUACCUUCACGCAGCCCCAGGUGCUGUGCCCUGCUCAAGCCCGCUGCUGCUCUCACAAGGAACGGGCAGAGCAGGAGCUGAGGGCGCGCUGUGCCUCGCAGGGUGGGCUGAGCAGAGACCACAGCCACCGACAAACGCCACAUGCCAUUUGUGGCUCUACCUCACCUGCACGUUUUAACCAGGUGCUCCGUUACUUGGUGUCCUUCUGGGGGAAAUGAAAUCUGUAAGUUCUUAAGUGUUGAGUGAUUCUGCAUAACCAGGUCUUCUUUAACCCUACCACCCCGGUCCCAUCCCGUCUAGAGGAACGCUGUGAGUGUGACAGCCUGCCCUGGAGGCCAAGGUCAUGCCCGCUUCCCCCAGCCUGGCAAUUCUUCACUUGGGCACCCAAGAGCAACGCUGAGGUUCUGCAGUGAUUUAGUUUAACAUACCAAAGACCUACAGGCAGGGAUGCUGAGAAGGGCAGCAUUACGUCAUUAAAGCAACCCCUGCUGAGCGUGUCCAGCUCUGGCUUCUGGCACCGUAAGGACCCACAGUGUCCCCGUCACCCCAGUCACAUUCUGGAGUCACCUUGAAGCGGCGUGGCUGGUGGAGGGGCAGGCUGGCCCUCCUGCCCACGCAGCCCAGCUUACCUGAGCUCUACUUGGGGACGAAGGUCCUGGCUUACGGCCGAGUGACUGCGUGGUGGCUGCGAGGAGCGCACGCGUAGAGCCCUCGUGGGCAUCAGGCCAGCCUGUUAGAGGAGUGUGGGCCUUCAGCCAGCGUCCUGCCAGAUGCAAAACAAGCCACACAGGUCUCCGUUCUCUGAAAGGAACAAGUGCACCCACCCAGGGGCUGUGCGCCUCCCCCGCUGCUCACAGCCCCGCCAGCCGUGGGCCAGGGGCUUUGGCUGUGUGCCUCUGUGCAGCGCCUCCGCACAGCUUUCUUCUCCCCUUAGGGCAUGGGGGGCUGAAUGUAGGAGGGGGCCACCCCAUGAAGAGUUGUAAGCAGGGGCAGGAGGGGCCUCCGCUUCUAUUUGGAGGAGCUUUUCCCAUACAAAGUGUGCCUGUGUCUUCUCCCAGCUGGUCAAUAGUGAGGGGAGGAGGGAUGGGGCGAGCAAGACACACAGCAGCCAUUAGCCAAGCCCUGCCGUGCCGGGCCAGGGGCCGGUGUUCUUCAGUCAGGGGCGUGAUGAGAGCUUGGAGCCGUUCCUGAACCGAGCACGCCCUAGCUUACACCCGAGCUGCGCUGCUGGAACAGCCUUGGUGCUACAGCUUUCUCCCAGGGUAGGCACCGCGUCUGUCCACCACCGCCUCCCACCCCUCCACCCCAGGGAUGUUGCGUUAGUCGCCAGUAUGUUUUCUACCAAAAGUUCUUUGUUGGAGCCAGGAGGGCUUUUAUAUCCCCAUGUUUGGCCUUCCUUGUGUAGAAAAUAAUAAUAAAAAACCCCUGAGGCCCAAGGCCAGCAGUUUGCCUUCUGCAGCAGCCAGAGCCGGCGCGCAGGAGCGGGCCCUUUGCUGCCGGCUGGGAGCUGCCCGGCGGGGCGGAGGGGCCCAGCCGUGUCCUGGUUAGAUGCUGGCACAGCUCCGCACCCCCCAACACAGUGUGGACCACCCCCCCUGCAGCCUUCGCUUCACCUGUGGUCAUGCAGAUGUUCAAGUGAGCCCUCCCCGGCAUUUCCUUGACAGAAUGUUUACUGGUUGACGUUUUCAUACAUAAAUAAAUAAAUCAGAGUCCAAACCUCGUUGGUGUUGCCUGCGAUAACUGUGAAGCGCUUCUAUGUCACCGGCCAAAAAGAGCUGAUGAGCAUUCGCUGCGUCCCUGCCCUGCGGCAGCUGCGUGUGCCCGACGCCUCCGGCCCGCAUGGCACCAUCGUUUCAAAUGUUGGAAAGUUGCAAAUGGAAAGGUUUUUGUUAUGCAAUAAAGAACUUCACUCUGACGGUCUGGAGACAGUUUUAUGGCCACACUUGGGUACAUGCGCGUUUCUGCGUUGUCACAAUCAAAAGCAAACGCUCUCCAACGCGUUGCCAGGGGAGGGAGGAAAUUAAAUUGGGCAAAUUACAUCCCUAGGAAAGCUCGUUCCCGUUCAGUCAUAACUCACAAAGACGAAACACGCGUCUGCAAUUGGCACUGUUAUUUUAUUAGUACGAGUAUACUGAAACAAUAAACUUGUACUGGUAUACAGACAAUUUCUUUAAAACAAUUUUGUUCAAAUUUUGAAUCAAACAUUGUUUUAUUAUAAUAAUGAAAUAAUUUCUACCUAGAAAACCUGCAAGCACCAUCAAAGAAAGGGACCAUAAAAUUCAAUAAACAGACGCGAGUGUAUCCUACAAAUAGACACACCACCAUUAGAAAAUAGAAUAUGAAUUCUUCCAUUUUUUUUAAUAUUUGUUUUAAAAAAGCUAGUGCAAGUACAAUAUUUUACACUGGAAUUACAGAGAGUAUGCACGCAUAUGGAAAAAAGUUCUCCUGUCACAAUAAAAGCUCUUAACUAUGUCUGUAUGCACUUAAAAUCUUCUCCUCUUUUCAAUAAGGUGCAAAACGUUAUUCCCUCCCUAUUUCUCCUUUGUACUGGCCAUGUCAGCUCAAUUUCUCCCCAACACAAAGCUGCGAUAUCCCUUUUACUGGGCCUACACCAGGAACUACACUGGAAGUGUGAUUUGCAACAACCCUCAUUAGUAAUACCAGCCGAUUUAAAAAUAAAAUUAAAAAAGAA
Falco peregrinus (peregrine falcon) is the source of this 6876-nucleotide messenger RNA. RefSeq names its product guanosine monophosphate reductase (gene GMPR). The transcript has 9 exons. The record is from RefSeq and is a predicted model, not a curated record. NCBI's taxonomy places the organism in Eukaryota, Metazoa, Chordata, Aves, Falconiformes, Falconidae. The coding region runs from base 338 to 1375 and encodes 345 amino acids. Gene Ontology annotation, biological process: nucleotide metabolic process. Gene Ontology annotation, molecular function: GMP reductase activity. Gene Ontology annotation, cellular component: GMP reductase complex.